Molecule: messenger RNA, 1310 nt
Organism: Fragaria vesca subsp. vesca
Lineage: Eukaryota; Viridiplantae; Streptophyta; Magnoliopsida; Rosales; Rosaceae
Exons: 4
Coding region: 10-1152 (380 amino acids)
Source: RefSeq, a predicted model, not a curated record
AUUCUUGGAAUGUGGGCUACCAACCCUAGCCUCUUCUUCCCCUCCAAACCCUUCUCCCUCCGCUGCCGCGCCGCUGCCGGCGACCCUCCUCGGACCGCCGCAUUCCCUCGCCUGAUCCAGUUCCCCUUCGCCGCCUCCGACGUCGCCUCCGUCAGCGGCCGAAUCGGCUUCGACACCGAACUCGACGGCGGCGCGGCGAGACCUCGCGGCGGAAGCUCCGGCGGUGGUACUAAGGUGACGGCGAAGGAGCCCAAGUGGUCGCGGGAUAGAGAGAGUUACUUGGUGGACGAUGGAGACGCGCUGCCUCUCCCCAUGACUUAUCCAGAUACGGCUCCGGUGACGCCGGAGGUCGUUGACCAGAGGCUCCGGUGCGACCCUGUAGUUGAGGAUUGCAAGAUAGUAGUGUAUGAAUGGACAGGAAAGUGCAGGAGUUGCCAAGGCUCAGGAUAUGCUAGUUAUUAUAACAAAAGAGGGAAGCAAAAUGUAUGCAAAUGCAUACCUUGCCAAGGAAUCGGAUAUGUACAAAAGAUAACAACUCGAACCAACAUUGAUGUUAUGGAGGAUUUGGAUAACGGAAAACCACUUGAUUCAGAUAUGUCGAACAUGAGCUUCCUUGAUUUCCAGUACAACCUAUCAAAACGGAAGUUUCUGCGCACACCAACUCGAUUGUUUUCCUCCCGGGACAGACAAAACUCUGGCUUAACACCUGGUUUCGAGCCAAAUCUCAACGAGAUGAAGCGAGUCUUUGAGAAGUUUGACACCAACAAGGAUGGGAAGAUAUCUCAGCAGGACUACAGGGCCAUAUUGAGAGCACUUGGAAAGGGAAGCAUGGUUGGAGAAGUGCCAAAGAUUUUCAAGCUUGUUGAUUUGGACGGGGAUGGGUUUAUUAACUUCAAGGAGUUCAUGGAAGUGCACAAGAAGUCAGGUGGGGUGAAAACAAUAGACAUCCAGAAUGCUUUCCAAACAUUUGACCUGAAUGGGGAUGGAAAAAUAAGUGCAGAAGAAGUUAUGGAAGUGUUGAAGAGGCUGGGAGAGAGGUGCAGCCUCGAAGAAUGCCAGCGAAUGGUAAGAGCGGUAGACACCGAUGGGGAUGGUAUGGUCGACUUAGACGAGUUCAUGACCAUGAUGACUCGAUCCAUGAGACGAGUUUAGAAAUGUCCGAUGUGUGUCUGCAGUAGUGUUUAUGCUCCUGUAUGUAUAGCAGUCUGCUGUAUAAUGUGCUAUCUGUAGCUAAUGCUGAUGACAUAAUACGGCCUGAUGGCCUUUAUCUUUGUUUGUUUGAAAUAAUGCUUCUAAUCUCCUUUUUAUGC